Molecule: messenger RNA, 1499 nt
Organism: Alligator sinensis (Chinese alligator)
Lineage: Eukaryota; Metazoa; Chordata; Crocodylia; Alligatoridae
Gene: ABHD16B
Product: abhydrolase domain containing 16B
Exons: 1
Coding region: 150-1499 (449 amino acids)
Biological process (GO): phosphatidylserine catabolic process; monoacylglycerol catabolic process
Cellular component (GO): endomembrane system
Molecular function (GO): monoacylglycerol lipase activity; glycerophospholipase activity
Source: RefSeq, a predicted model, not a curated record
GGGCUGUGAUCCAGCUGGUCCCCAUGCCGCGUGGGGGAACAUCUCCGAUGGAGACCCUCGGCUCGGACUCGCCCCACACUGCCUGAGGCUGUAGAGAUCCCUUUCUCUGGACUUUCCCCCUUGGGUAGACGGCGCCCCUGGCUCCCCCGAUGUGCGUCAUAUGCUUCGGGAAAGCGCUCGGCCACGUGUUUACCACCUACCUGGCCGCUAGUUACAAGUCCCAGUUCCGGAGCUGGCCCGUGGACUUCCGAUGGGACGAGGCUGGCCGCCACAGCCCCCCAGUGCCGCCCUGCCCGGCCACUGUGGGAGGAAAGCCGUGGGGACCCCCCGCGAGCGCAGAGCGCAGGCACACCGAUGCCGUCCAACGCUGCUCUCUGCUUAGGAUGAAGCAGCUGCCCGGCCAGCUGGCCAGCUACGUCCUGGCUCGCUCGCUGGGCCGGUGGCUGCUCUACCCCGGCUCCAUCUCACUGUUGCAGAAAGCCCUGCAGCCCUUGCUGGUGGAGGGGCAGGCCCGUCUGCUGGGGCAGUUCCACGGCAAGCGGGCCAAGCUGGUGGCUCGUGAUGGCAACCAGAUAGACACCAUGUUCGUGGACCGGAGGAGGAGCACGGCGGGCAGCGAGGACCUGGCGCGAGGGAAACGGCUGGUCAUCUGCUGCGAGGGGAACGUGGGUUUCUAUGAAGUAGGCUGCCUGGCCACGCCGCUGGAAGCCGGCUACUCCGCCCUGGGCUGGAACCAUCCCGGCUAUGCCGGGAGCACGGGGCUGCCCUUCCCGCAGCACGACGCCAACGCCGUGGAGGUGGUGGUGCAAUACGCCAUGAACCGCCUGGGUUUCCAGCUCCAGGACAUCCUCUUCUACGGCUGGUCCCUCGGGGGCUACGCGGCCACCUGGGCCGCCAUGACCUACCCACAGCUGGGCGGCCUGGUGCUGGACGCCACGUUCGACCACCUGCUGCCCUUGGCUUUGAAGGUCAUGCCCAAGAGCUGGAGCAAGCUGGUGGCCCGGACGGUGCAGCGGCACUUCAACCUCAACGUGGCCGAGCAGCUCUGCGCCUACCCGGGGCCAGUGCUGCUGAUCCGCAGGACCCUGGACCAGGUCACCGCCACCCACGUCAGGACCACGGAUCAGCGCGCCGACAUCCGGUCCAACCGCGGCAACAAGCUGCUGCUGCGGCUGCUGAGAUACCGCUACCCCGAGGUCAUGGUCCGGGACGGGGAAAUGGCUGUGCACCACUGGCUGAGGGCCGCCAGCCCCACGCAGGAAGCGGCCGUCUGCAGGUAUUACCAGGUGGAGGAGGACUGGUGCAUCGCCCAGCUGCAAGCCUACAAAUCCAGCCUGGGGCCUGGAGACGGCUUCCCUUGGAGGGUCGGGAAGGACGUGACCCCUGGAAGAAGGCAGCAGCUGGCCCUGUUUUUGGCUACGAAGUACAUGAAGAACGUGGAGGCCACGCACUGGACUCUCUUGCUGCCCAACGAGUUCCAGAUGCCCUGGAAGCUCUAG